Mytilus trossulus (common blue mussel) is the source of this 2773-nucleotide messenger RNA. Its product is annotated as protein O-mannosyl-transferase TMTC2-like. The transcript is spliced from 12 exons. Bases 87 to 2606 code for a protein of 839 amino acids. Gene Ontology annotation, biological process: protein O-linked glycosylation via mannose. NCBI's taxonomy places the organism in Eukaryota, Metazoa, Mollusca, Bivalvia, Mytilida, Mytilidae. The record is from RefSeq and is a predicted model, not a curated record. Gene Ontology annotation, molecular function: mannosyltransferase activity; protein binding. Gene Ontology annotation, cellular component: endoplasmic reticulum membrane.
UGAAAUUUGAGCAUGCGCGCGGAAAAUACAACUACCGGACGAGUUUCAUUUUAACUGGAGAAAGCGAUGGACCAGCUUGUAAAAGAAUGGACUACAUUAUAUGUUUGACAAGUCUAUGGGCUUUGGUUCUAUACCUCAACACGCUCACAGCUGAUUUUGCGUACGAUGACAGUCGUGCCAUACUAAAGAACCAAGACUUGUUGCCAGACACACCAAUCAUCAACAUCAUAUAUGAUGACUUUUGGGGCACACCUUUAACCCAUAGUGGUUCCCAUAAAUCGUACAGACCAGUAUGUGUUCUAUCAUUUCGUCUCAAUUAUCUCCUGGGAGAACUGGAGCCUUUUGGAUAUCACCUUGGGAACAUCAUUCUUCAUGCAGUAGUGACAGCAUUGUUUACACAUUUUGCUCGGAUAGUUUUACAAGAGUCGUUUCCAACCCUCAUUGCUGGUCUACUUUUUGCUGCACACCCAGUGCACACUGAAGCAGUUGCAGGAAUUGUGGGAAGGGCAGAUGUCGGUGCUUGUCUUUUCUUUUUACUUGCACUCCUAAGCUAUAUGAAAUAUGUCCGUUAUAGAGAUGAAAAUUAUAGCAGUGAUGGUGGAGGUCAGGGGGAUGAUAAAAGGAAGAUUUUAUUUUUUACUCUGACAGCAAUCUGUACUACAUUGAGUAUGUUGACUAAAGAACAAGGUGUGACAGUUAUAGCUGUGUGUGCUGCUUAUGAUCUCUUUGUACAACAUAAAGUCAAGGUCACAGAUUUGUUAAAUAUGAAAUGGGAUCUCUACAAAAAGGAAAUGGAAGGAUUAGUUCUACUGUUUAUACUAGGAGCCUCGCUUGUAGCGUUCCGAUUCAUGUUCAUGGGAAACAAGGCGCCAGAAUUUGCUCCGUCAGACAAUCCAGCUGCUGAUUCCCAUAAUUCUCUAGCAAAGUUUCUCACAUUUACUCUACUUCCUGUGUAUAACUUCUGGAUUUUGUUAUGUCCAAGAGUUCUCAGUUUUGAUUGGUCAAUGGAAGCCAUUCCUUUAGUUGAAAAAAUUUUAGAUGCUCGCAAUUCUUUAACAGUCUUAUUUUAUACAAUUUUAGGAUAUUUUUCAAUUUGUUUAUUAAAACAUAUACAUAGGCCAAGGUUAAAGAAAUAUACACCCCAUCUAAAUGGGAAUGGUAUAGUGCAUCAUUACAGUCAUUCUACAAAACAUGUGAUUCCAAAACUUUAUAAAACGAGAAGGAGUUCAAAUAGUUCUACAGACAGUGAAGAAGAAACAAUAGCCAUGAUGAAAUAUAGUUUACAAGAUAUUUCCAUCAUUUCAUUAUCAAUUCUCAUUUUUCCAUUCAUUCCAGCUACAAAUAUAUUUUUCUACGUUGGAUUUGUGAUUGCCGAGCGAGUGCUUUAUAUACCUAGUAUGGGAUUUUGUUUAUUUGUUGCUUAUGGUGCUUAUUUAUUAUACAGAAAAUAUUUUAAUGAUGUGUGGAAGAAACAAUGUGUUAUAGUAUGUGUGGCUCUUACGAUUUUAUUAAUGUCCGGACGAACAGUUCUUCGUAAUGAUGUAUGGGACAACGAGGAAAAUUUGUACAAAUCUGGAAUUAAAAUUAAUCCUGCUAAAGCCUGGGCAAACCUAGCUAAUGUAUGGAAUCAACAAGGAAAACUUUCUUCAGCAGAAUAUGCCUACAAGAAAGCCCUGACGUACAGAGGCAACAUGGCAGACACUCAUUAUAACCUGGGAAUACUUUAUCAAGAUACAAAGAGAUAUGAUGAGGCUAUUGAAAGUUAUUCAAGAGCUAUUUCUUAUAGACCUAAGCUUUCUAUGGCUCAUUUAAAUCUCGGAAUCCUGUAUGCAAACAAAGGGAAAUAUGAAGAGGCAGAAAAGGUAUAUAAACACUGUGCUGAUUUAGAUACAUCAGGGUUAAAAGACCCUCGUCUCCAUGCCAACACCAAGAUCUCAGCUCUUUACAACCUUGGUCGUAUGUAUGCUGAAAUUAACAGAUACCAAGAAGCCAUUGAUACUUACAAAGAAGCUCUAAAGAGGAGACCUAGUCAUUAUGCUCCACAAAGUAUUUAUAAUAUGAUGGGUGAAGUUUACACAAAAUUAGGAAAAUUAUCAGAAGCAGAACAUUGGUAUAGAGAAGCAUUGAAAUCCAAGCCAGAUCACAUACCUGCUCAUCUUACUAUGGCUAAACUCUAUCAUAAACAGAAUAAAAAUACAGAUGCAGAAGAAUGGUUUAAAAAAGCUAAAGAUGUUAGUCCAGAUGACCCCUCAGUUGACCAUCAUUAUGCACAUUUUCUGAGUGAGACCGGAAGACUAAAUGAAGCAGCUCAGCUCUAUGAACAAGCCAUCAUCAAAUCUCCACAAGAUUUUGAACUAGUCUUCAAUGCUGCUAAUACAUUAAGACAAGUUGGAAAUAAUGAAAGAUCAGAACAACUGUAUAAGAGAGCAACUUCUAUCAAACCUAAUAGUGCUACAGCUCAUAUGAACCUUGGUGCCAUGUAUCAUAUCAACAAUAAACACAAAGAGGCUGAAGACAGUUAUCUACAAGCCUUAGAACUUAAACCUGAUGAUGUCACAACACAACAAAAUCUCGUCAAACUACGAAAUUUGAUGUCAAAAUCAUAAGACUAAAGUAGACAUCCACUGUUUGUUAUCUACAAACCUUAGAACUUAAACCUGAUGAUGUCACAACACAACAAAAUCUCGUCAAACUACGAAAUUUGAUCUCGAAAUCAUAAAACUAAAGUAGAUACAGCUGUUUGUCUCUAAGGUGUAAAGUCACAUAGAAUAAU